CGGCACUUGCUUGGAGGGAAAAAAAAGGACCAGCAGCCUUGAACAGAACUCAAAACUGCACAUCGACGCUUAAAUCCCCUUCACAACGGCCACACAUAAAUUAUCUCAAGGUAUACUGCACUACCUGGGAUUUUUUUUUUUUUUUUUUUUUUUUUUUUUUUUUUUUUAAAGAGAGUUGUUUUUAGAUAUUUUCCCUACACUCUCACCUCCUUUGACAUCAGUCUUCUCUUUUGGUUUUAUUCUUCAAACGUCGGGCUCUACAGUUCCAAACUGUUCCGCCGGAUCUUGGACUCAUUCCCUAAUGUUCUAAUCUAAAAAUAUGGUGUCCCGGUCUGCCAGAAGAAAGCCGCAUUCGCUUCAUCAGAACGUACAGUUGGAUGUUGCGGUAUCUUCUGGAGCUUUGGUGAUUGGGAGGUUAAUUCUUCGAUAAGACAUCUUAACUGCAGUGGAGGGAUUAAGCUGUAGGUCUUUGUGUCACUAUUUAUAGGACAGAACUGUUUGUUUGUACAUAAACAGGAAUGUGUGAUCUUUUCUAAAGAGGUUGACAUUUGCUUGCACUGUUUGGAUACUGAUUUAUUACUGAUGGCAUUCAAGUGAAACCAAAAAUACGUAAUCCGCAAUGCAUCGGAGUUGCCCACCAUCUCCGAAGAGGCCUUCUUCCAGAGCUAAUGACGAAUCUUCUGUGGAAGACUAUGAAGAAGCAUACCUGGAUGUUGAUGAUGUGGAUAUGGAAUACAAUAUUGACGAUCCAGCUGAAUCUUCAGUUCAUGGAAUAAAUAUUGAGUCUAGACCAUCAUCUGUAACCACAGCAGAUUGGGAAGAACCUGAAUCCUGGAUAACAAGCAUGGCCAACAGUGAGAGCCUUCCAGUGAGCACUCCUUGUAGCAGCUCAGGAGCAUCCCCCAUAGCAGAGACUUCAAGUCAAGGUGUGUCACCUGGUCUUAAAAACAAUUUAGAACAAGCAUUCCCAUUCAACAUUCCGGAGGAUGCAGACCAAUCGUUAUCGUCGAUCAGUGAUGUUCUCCAGGUCGAGAAAGAUUUCAUGGAAUAUGUGAUGUCGUUUCCCCUGAAUGUAUCAAGUGUUCCCCCACAGUUAUUGCCAGCUUCAGCUGCAGGUGCAAAAAAGCCCCAAAAUGAUUCAAACCCUAAAAUAGGUCUUGACCAUUUAGACAAUCUUUGUAAACUUAUGGAACAACUUAGUGACUUGAAAGAGGCUAAUAUUAAACUCAAAAGAAGGGUUCAGUACUUGGAAGACAUAAAAACUUUACACGAAAUACACAAAGAAAUGGCAGGGGAAAGGAGAUUGUACAGUUCAGGACUCAGCGAAGAUGAAGUACAACAACUUAAAUCCAAACUCGAUGAAUCUCAGGAAGAUGAACAUUCAGCAGAAAGUCAACCAGAAAGUAACCAUGAAGAAAUAGAAUCCGAAGACAGACUUCAGGGACUGUACAGAAGCAAAACUGCAAAUCAAAUACCAUCCACUACAGAAUAUAAAGUAGAAAGAGGACAUAAAAGUCGCAGUGCGACUAUAAGCAAAGAAAGACGAGAGCGAAGCAAAUCUGUUGGACAUCCAAGUCAUUCUAAAUCUAAUAAACCCAAAAAAAGGCCGUCACGCUGGUCCAAAGUGAAAGAAGUUCUAGGAAUUGAAAAGGCUGAUGAGUUUUCUACCGCUGGUGAAAGUGAAGUAAGUAAAGAUGAAAGAUGCAAAGCUGAAAUGGAGAGAGAACAAGGUUUGCAAACUCGAAAGGAAAGCGAACAGUCCUCCAAGGUUCAUAAGUUAUCGUCCUCUAGAUCUCAUACGAGCGUCCUCUCUUCGAGAAGUUUUUCGGAAGCGGAAAGGCAAACCAAAAAUUUGACUCCUGUGAAAAAGUCUGGAACACUGGAUUCCAAAACUUCCCAAGCUGAAUUUGAGCGCUUUGAGAAAGAAGAAAUGGCAAAGAAAUCGCCCAAAAGUCCCUGGGGUAAAAUGAAAACAAUGAUACAGAUCCGUAAGGAUAAUCGCCAACAAAAAAGCGAAAGCAGCAGCAGCUCGCCUAGAGAUGCCAAACCCAGCAAACCAACCAAUGGAAAUCAAGAACAAACCAAUGGUCAUUCAUCAAGCCGACGAACUCAAAGAACAAAUCAUCGUCUCGUUUACCAAGAUGGAAGUAAUGUUGCUUCUCCAACGGAUUUCGAUAGCCACAUACAGAACAAUCAGAAUUCUGAUAGAAGUCCACGACAUCAGCGAAUCAACACGGGAGAAUCUGUUCAGUACCGCCAGAAGUCUUCCCAGAAAUACAACCUUCGGAAAUCAUCUGCGCCUAAUCUGGACUUAGAAAGCAAACUAAAAAUUGAGAAAUGCUCGAAUGGGUCCCAGAAAAACCGGUAUGAAGAAAUGGACUCUUAUUACAGCAUCAGAGAUCCUUCGGCACCUAAAGAGAACAAAAGAAAAAAAUCAAAACAUCGGCCUCCUCCAUUAGAUUACGUAGAAGACCAGCAGUUACCAAUCGAAGAUGAAGACAAAGAAGUUCCUAAGAGCCCUGGAUGUUCUCCGUUGACUCAGAGGAAGUGGAUGUGGACCAAAGUAAAAGAUGUUCUCAAAGGGAAAAGGGAAGAUGAAGGACCUACUUCCUUUUCAGUGCCAUCUAGUCCAGGUUCUGUCACGGAAGGCAUGACCUUCGAUUUCAACCUUGAUAAAAGCAAGGAAGAAGAAAGCCUAAAUUCUGAAUACCAAACGCCUCGCAUGUCGGAUGUUGGCCAAAGUAACGCUAUGAUACUUCCUAAUUCAUCCCCUUCCACGACCGUCACCGAGUUAUUACGAGAAUUGCAGCAAAACUUAAGUGAUGAUUUUAAUAAGAAGCUAGAGGAAUGGCAAAGGUGUCGAGCAGAAGGAAUUCACAAAUGCCCCAACCCAGAAGUUGAAAGGAAAGAUUCAUUUGGCAGAAUGCGGAAAGUUAGUAAGCCAGAGAAGAAAAUAUCAACAGGAGAAAAACUGUCUAAGAGCAAUUAUCAUAUACAGAAAAAAGACCUUAGCUGGCUUGAAAAAGAACAACAGAAGGUCGAAAGAGAGAUUAUUCGCUUAACUAAAGAAAAACAAAAGUUUGAGAAACGAGCGUUCCGGCUGAAGCAACUCAAAGAGGCUAUGACAGAUGGUGAUGGACAAAAAAAAGAGGUUUUAGUCAAAACUUCUGCUGGCGAAUUUCGAUUUGAGGGCAUUUCUGAUGCCUUUACCAAAAAGCUUUAUGAAUGGGAGACGAAAAAAGGCGUGAAUCCUGAAUUGUCCACAAUUGCACUGUUAGAUGAAUCGCUCAAGCCGCCAGUUGAUACGGUUGUCACUUCGACAUGUUCCAAUUCAGUGGGCACAAAUUCGGCAAGACCCUCCCCAGAGCCUUCAAAGAACUGUUACCAAGUUUCCAGAGCUAGUUCUGAACCAGAUUUAUCGUCGACCCAGAAAGAGACACCUUCUAACAACCAAGCUACAAGAUCCAAAUCUGGCGAUACCUUGCUUGCUGGCGAGAAAGAUAUCGUAGGUAGCUUAGAAAUCGUUAACUCCACCGAUGUUCAGCAAGAAUCUCGAGAUGUUAUGCAUCACAAUGAAGACAAUUAUUACUCUUUGCUGGAAGAGAAUAUGUAUUUGUUGGACCAGCUGAAAGAAAAGGAAGAAAUCUGCAACCAUUUGCAGAACGAACUUGAUCGGCUUGAUGACAAAACGGAGAAGACGAAUCGGACACAUCAAGAAGAAAUGGAAAAAUAUCGCCAGAAGCUUUGGGAAAUCCACAUGUCAAGACCAAGAGAUCUUCAAGGUUCUUUACACCUAAUUUCAGAAUUAAAAUCCAGAAUUGAGGAACUACAAAAGUGCAGCGAUAAGCUCAAAAUGGACCGUGAAAGGUUGGAGGAAAGUUUUCAAUUUCACAGCAACCAGCAGGCUAGGUUAGCUGAUGAUUUGAUCCGCAAAGUCAGAGAUUUCCAAGAAACCGGACCAUUGAAUUUCAACCGUGGUUGUAGACGAAAAUGGCGGAGAGUAAUAAAAUGUGAUCCAAGCAGCAUAUCAAGAAUCCACGAUUUGUCUACAAAAUUAUUACAGCAGGCAAGAGAUGUGGAACAAAGUCUCAUGGAACGCACAAGACAAGUUUGCCACCUUAGGUGGGAACUAUUACAUAGGGACAUGUCUGCUGUCUUGCUUCAAGCAGCAUUGCACAGAGUUACAAGUCAAGGUGAGCCAGUCACAAUACUUCCAACUUGGGACAAAAGAAGAAAUAAGUUCAAGAACAUCAAGGCGUGGUCAGUCGACACAACAACACGUCGUCCGUCCGAGGAUCUCGUGACGGAUGACUGGUUGCAAGAACGACUACGGCAAUUAUCGAUGACCCCAUACAAUGAUUGGGCAAAUAUUGAUUUUUCACCUAAUGAUCUUAUGGCAACGGCUCACGAGCUGAAGAAAGAAACACUUCGAUUAUCCAUUUCUAGGCCAGACAGAGUAUCUGAUUCUGAAGAGAAAAAAUCUGCUACAUGGUCUGCGGAAUCGGAAAUGGCUGACAGCGAUCGCUAUUAUGAUACAGGAUCUGCUGCAAACAGCCGCUCAUCGUCGUUCUCCAGUGGUCCAGGUGGUUUGCGAGGUUCACACUCUGAUACCAGGUUGUACGAAAGAAGUAGAGCACUACGACGUAAUUCAUCGAGCAGUAUGAGCUGCGUGGAGGCCAGUGAUAGUUCAAGUCUCCACGACAGUGACAAAGCACAUUUCUUAGUGAAGAAAUUUCCUUGGAGGACUCAGUGGAGAUCUUUAGAUAACGUAUCAUCUUCUUGCUCAUCAAGGAGUUCGGUGCUGGAUGAAGACUUGAACAAAAGCCAUUGGAGACAUAUCCGAUCCUCAAAUCGGGAAGAAGUAUUACAACCUCAAGAAGAACUUUCGGUUAACCAACUGCAGCAGAGGUAUGGCAGCUUCAGAGAAGUAGAUGAAGAAGGGGAAGAACCCAGAGUUGAGUCUUCAGUAGACUGGAGUAGUCAGUGUUUAAUAACACCAAAGCCUAUCCAUCUGGCUGCAAUUUCUGAUACAGAGUCAGAGAGAAACACGUAUUCUCCUCAUCCGUUAUCCGGGUCAAGGAACUGGAAUAAUGCAUCGCAAAUGAAACACUCAAAAAACGUUUCCUCUUAUCCAGCACGCGGCAAAACGAAAGGAAAGUUGCAGUAUUUCAGCGAACGAGCACCUGAUUUGACAACGCAAUGUGGAAAGCUAACUGAAACUAACCCAAAAUUUAGUGACGGAAAUACCUCAGAGUAUAUUAAACCUUACAUAAGUGCAACAGAAGGAAGCUUGGAAUCACUAGACAAAUAUGAAACGGCUAUAAGAGACGAAGAUCUUACUUUUAGUGAUGAACAAAACGAACGCCAGUAUUACGAUUGCACGAAACAUUUAGAAACAUUUUCGGAAUUCGAAGAAGAUCUGAAGCAAAGGAGCUCGAAACAGAUACAGUCUAGUAGCCAUUCAUCCCCUCACGAUUGCAUUUCGGACAACAUCGACAAGAAUAAGGAGACAGCUCAUCCUAGCACCAGUACUUCAGAAUACAAUAAUCGAUCCACGCCUGGAUCUCCAGAUAUUUCCAAAUAUAAAUACAAAGGUACAAAAGGAUUUGGAAGAACAAAUCGUUUAGGUUACUCUAAAAAAGAAGAUGAAGAAAGACUUGAUUAUAAAUCUCUAAGAAAUUUAAACAAUAACUCCAGUGUUAGAAAUAUUACUCCACAAGUUGAAUUGUAACAUUAGAUUCUUAGAUACUUAUAUGCUACUUUUCAGGUAAUCAUCACACGAAACCAUUAGAGGAAGUUACGCAAUUUAUAUUUUUCAUAUUCAGAAAGAAGCCAUCCAAUAAUUCACUGCAAUAAAUAUAUUAUGUAAAAA
Molecule: messenger RNA, 5872 nt
Organism: Stegodyphus dumicola
Lineage: Eukaryota; Metazoa; Arthropoda; Arachnida; Araneae; Eresidae
Source: RefSeq, a predicted model, not a curated record